This is a messenger RNA of Phaethon lepturus (White-tailed tropicbird), 2876 nucleotides long. Its product is annotated as cyclin-dependent kinase 13-like. Gene Ontology annotation, biological process: positive regulation of transcription elongation by RNA polymerase II; protein phosphorylation; transcription elongation by RNA polymerase II. The transcript is spliced from 9 exons. The record is from RefSeq and is a predicted model, not a curated record. Gene Ontology annotation, molecular function: RNA polymerase II CTD heptapeptide repeat kinase activity; cyclin-dependent protein serine/threonine kinase activity; cyclin binding. Bases 14 to 2284 code for a protein of 756 amino acids. Lineage: Eukaryota; Metazoa; Chordata; Aves; Phaethontiformes; Phaethontidae. Gene Ontology annotation, cellular component: cyclin/CDK positive transcription elongation factor complex; nucleus.
GGUAUUUGAGUAUAUGGACCAUGACUUGAUGGGACUGCUGGAAUCUGGUUUGGUUCAUUUUAAUGAAAAUCAUAUUAAAUCUUUUAUGAGACAGCUGAUGGAGGGCUUGGCCUAUUGCCAUAAGAAGAACUUUUUGCACAGAGAUAUCAAAUGUUCAAAUAUUCUACUAAAUAAUAGAGGGCAGAUAAAGCUUGCAGAUUUUGGGCUUGCUCGGCUGUACAACUCUGAAGAAAGCCGACCGUAUACCAACAAAGUUAUUACAUUAUGGUAUCGGCCUCCUGAACUUCUUCUUGGAGAAGAAAGAUACACGCCAGCUAUCGAUGUCUGGAGCUGUGGCUGCAUCCUGGGUGAACUUUUUACAAAAAAGCCAAUAUUUCAAGCAAAUCAAGAACUUGCUCAACUGGAACUUAUAAGCCGAAUUUGCGGGAGUCCUUGUCCAGCAGUGUGGCCUGAUGUUAUAAAAUUAGCUUAUUUCAACACAAUGAAACCAAAGAAGCAGUAUCGUCGAAAACUGAGAGAAGAGUUUGCUUUCAUCCCACCAGCUGCAUUAGAUUUAUUUGAUUACAUGCUUGCUCUUGAUCCCAGCAAGCGCUGCACAGCUGAACAAGCUCUUCAGUGCGAGUUUCUGCGAGAUGUGGAACCAUCUAAAAUGCCUCCUCCAGACCUUCCUUUGUGGCAGGAUUGCCAUGAGCUGUGGAGUAAGAAACGCAGAAGGCAGAAGCAGAUGGGCAUGACUGAUGACUCAACAGCAACUAAAGUCCCUAGGAAGGAUCUGUCUCUAAGCAUGGAUGAGAGCAGAACCAACACCCCACAAGGCAUGCAAACUUCUUCCCAACUCAAAACUCAGGGCAACUCUAGUGUAGCACUUGCAAAAACAAGCACUGGACAGCAGUUAAACCAGAAUGAAGUGGCAAUCCUGCUAAACCUGCUACAGUCUAAAACAAGUGUUAGUUUGGCACAGUUUGCCCAAGUGUUGAAUAUUAAGGUAAACCCAGAGACUCAGCAGCAACUAAAUAAAAUAAAUCUUCCUGCUGGAAUUUUGUCAGCAGGUGAAAAACAGUCAGAACAGCAGCAGCCGCCGCCGCCUCCGCCACCACCGCCGGAACAGGAGCCUCUAAAACAGCCAACCAUCACGCAGCCUCCUGUACCACCUGCUCAGCCGAGUCAGCCUAAAGUUGAGACUGACGCUGCCCAGGCAGCUGUACAGAGUGCAUUUGCUGUUCUGUUGUCUCAGUUAAUAAAGGCUCAGCAAACAAAACAAAAAGAUUUUGUGUUGGAGGAGAAGGAAAAUGGAUCAGGAAAUGAAAUGCCGUUACAAGUCAGGCAGCCUCCCGAGCCCACCACUCCUGUGUCUGUCAGCCGGGACGACGUGGAAUCUCCGGCACCCAGCUACCCACAUCUGAUCAAGUCAUUAUAUACAUCUGCAGGUCAAGAGGAUUUGGUUAGGCAGUCCGAGCUGAGGCUUCUAAGCCGAACACCCGAACAAGAACGCCCUCGGAUCUUGCCUCCAGACCAGCGUCCCCCAGAGCCACCGGAGCCUCCGCCUCUCACUGAUGAAGACCUUGAUUAUCGGACAGAGAACCAGCAUUUGCCUAUAACUAACUCUUCAGGAACAGAUCCUCACGCAGGAGUGAAAGCAGCUCUUCUGCAGCUGCUUGCUCAGCAUCAAGCUCAGGCGGCUACGGAGGAGCCAGUACAAACAAGUGUGGAUUAUCAGGCUAGAGACUCCUAUGUAACAGGCCCGGACUACAAGGAUAACUUUGGAUCAUCUUCCUUCUCAUCUGCCCAUUAUGGCAGUAGCGAUGGAAUAGGAAGCGGAUCAUCAGGAGCAUUAGAAAGGAGGAGCUUCCUUGGAAACUCAGAUAUUCAGUCUUUGGAUAACUACAGUACUGCUUCAUCUCACUCUGGUGGUGCCCCUCCUCCGUCGGCCUUUUCAGAGUCCUUUCCCAGCUCAGUAACUGGUUAUGGAGACAUUUACCUCAACACUGGCCCUAUGCUAUUUAGUGGAGAUAAAGACCAUAGGUUUGAAUACAGCCACGGCCCGAUCCCGGUUCUGGGGAGCAGCGGUGACACUUCCGCAGGGCCAGAGAGUACGCUCUCUUUGCCUACAAAGAUGCACAACUAUAGCUACGGAAGUAACUUACAGGAAAAUCCCAGUGGCAUCAGCCACAUGCAUGGACAGACUUGGACUUCUCCUGCCCAAGGACCUGGCUAUUCCCAAGGAUACAGGGGACACAUUAGCACAUCUGCAGUGAGAGGGCGAGGCAGAGGAUUACCAUAUUGAGUAUCUGUUUUUCCUCAGGCACAUCAUUUUUACCUGGAAAAACUUUUUUUUCCCCCUAGCUGCAGUUUAAAGCAGCAAUUCAACAGACUUGAAUAAUGUUAAUUCAACAGCUUUAUUUUUAUGUGGAAAAGGGUCUUGCAUACAGUAGGAAAAAUUAAAAAUGCUUAAAACUCAUGCUGUCUGAAAACUAGAUAAAUUGAUUGUACAUGUUCACAAACUAGUUCUGAAUUUUAUUUUGUAUUUUGGCAGUUUUAAGUGGAUGCUAAAUUUAGGGACAUCAGCUUUUUAUGGCACUCUUUCAGAUCUUCUGAACUAUGCACAUUUGUGCUUUUUUUGUAAGUUUGGACCAACUUUUAUGUAAAAAAAAUUUUACAACAAUCAAAGCAGGGCACUGAUUUAUUUGGUAUUUUUCUUUUUACAGAACUACCUUUAGUCAAAGGUCACUGUCAGUCUUUGCACUGCUUUCAGUGUUAUUGUGGAAGGUGUACUUUGUGCUCAUUUCAGAUAAUAAAACACAACCUUUCUCUUGAUGCAAAAUUUUAUAAAUAUUUGGUCAAUGUUAUUUUUUUUUUUCUUUCAAGAAAAAAAAGAA